CCUUUCUACACACAAAACUCAAAACAACCACGCAUCCCUAUGUCCCUUCCAACUUCACACCAUGAUCAUGUUCCCUCCGCCGAAGCUAGUAGCCGUAAUAUCAUCCGCCGCCGUGGCCACGGUGGCCGCCGUGGCGACGAUGUCAUCAUCAACAACUCAUGAUAAUAAUGAUCACAACCUUCAUCAUCUCUCCCAGCUUCUGAACUUCCUCCACAGCAGCACCGCCGCCGUGUCCUCGUGGCUGACGCCUCCCUACCUCUACCUCCUCGUCAACGCCAUCAUCGUCUCCCUCCUCGCUUCCGCCAAGAUCCACUCCAGAACCGCCGCGGCGAGUCCUGGCGACGCGGUGGACAUAGGACGGCGCCGUCCACCGACGACGUUGUUGGAGACCGAUGGGGGAAGUGGUAGUAUUGUUGCACCACCGCCGGAGUCCGGUUCUCCGACGCCUGGAGAAGCAACCAACUUUACUCCCUCCAAAGGCGGCGGCAGUAAGGCGGCGGCGGCGGGGUUAGGGCGGAACGGCACGCUGGACAGCACGUGGAACAUGAUAAGGGAAGGGCGUCACGUGCCGAUAACCAGGCACCUGAAGAAGUCGGACACGUGGAACUCGAGCCACGUGUCUCCUCCGCCGUCUUCGGCGGGAAAGGCGAUGAAGAAAUCCGAGACGUUCAUCAGAGAUGCCGGGAAAGCUGCUGGGCCGGCCGUCGCGGCGGGGAAAGUGGUGAGGAGGAGGAGGGAGCCGUCGCUGAGUCAGGAGGAGCUGAACCGGCGGGUGGAAGCGUUCAUCGACAACUUCAACGAGGAGAUGCGGCUGCAGCGGCAAGAGUCGCUCAAUCGCUACAAGGAGUCGCUUCGAGGUGGCGAAGUUUUUUCGUUUUAGGUUUUUGACUAAGGAGGAUGAUUAUGGCGGGUUUAGUAGCAAAUUAAUUAAGCUACGACGACGAUGGACGAUGUAAAUAAAUAAUAUUUGAAAAUAAUGAGCUCUU
This is a messenger RNA of Linum tenue, 986 nucleotides long. The record is from the annotation of a GenBank genome assembly. NCBI's taxonomy places the organism in Eukaryota, Viridiplantae, Streptophyta, Magnoliopsida, Malpighiales, Linaceae.